GUGGGUGGGUGGGAGGUCGUGUCAACUGUUGAAGCGACUUCUCCUCCUUGAGCUCACACUUGUCGUUCUCUCCUCUUCUUCGCUCUACACCUAUCCCUUUGCCUUUGUUCUCUUCUCUCUCCCCCCCUUCCUCCUCUUACAUAUACACCCCAUCUUCUAAUUACAAAAUGGCUGGCAAAGAAAUCAUCAAUAAGAUGAAGGAAAAAGUUGGGUUGGGUUCAUCUUCCUGUGACACUGGCAAAGGGAAGAGCAAGAUGUCAAAGAACAUAACACAUGGCUAUCACUUGGUAAAGGGAAAAUCAAACCAUGCCAUGGAAGAUUAUGUUGUUGCACAAUUUAAGAAAGUUGAUGACAAAGAGCUUGGUCUGUUUGCAAUAUUUGAUGGUCACUUGAGCCAUGAUAUUCCUAAUUAUUUGCGGUCUCAUUUAUUUGAUAAUAUUUUGACAGAGCCUGACUUCUGGACUGAAACGGAGGAGGCAAUUAGAAGAGCAUAUCAUAAUACUGAUACUACAAUUUUGGAGAAAUCAGCUGAUUUGGGUAAAGGGGGAUCAACAGCAGUUACAGCAAUAUUAAUUAAUGGGCAUAAGUUGAUAGUAGCCAAUGUCGGGGAUUCUCGAGCUGUCAUAUGCAGAAAUGGGGUGGUCAAACAACUAUCAGUUGAUCAUGAGCCGAGCAAGGAACGAAAGAACAUUGAGGACAGAGGUGGUUUUGUAUCAAACUUCCCAGGGGAUGUUCCUCGUGUUGAUGGGCAGUUGGCAGUUGCAAGGGCUUUUGGUGACAAGAGCUUGAAGGGACACCUCAGUUCAGAACCAGAUGUGGUGGUAGAGCACAUAUAUGAUGAUACAGAGUUUGCUAUUUUGGCAAGUGAUGGAUUAUGGAAGGUAAUGACGAACCAAGAAGCAGCAGACUCAAUCAAGAACAUAAAGGAUGCCAGGGCUGCAGCAAAGCACCUUACUGAAGAGGCACUGAUUAGGAAGAGCACAGACGAUAUCUCCUGCAUAGUAGUAAGAUUCCAGUGAGAUGCUUUCUUGCUUCUUGUUGUGCUUUUCUUUGUUGGAUUGGGGAUGAACUCUCUUCAUGAUCUCCUUGGUGUUUGGUUGAGUAUGCUGUAAAAAUGAACCUGAUGCAUGUCUUUUGUUGCCACUGUAAAGGUCUUCUCUCUCUGUUUUUCUACUGUAUCAGUAUUGGAGGUUCAAGCUCAUACUGCAGCUGAAAUGCCAAAUGAUAUAUUGCAAACCUUCUUUGUGUGUUGUAUGGUAAAAGAAGAAGAUCAAACAUGACUCCUGUUUGGGUGU
Messenger RNA from Vitis riparia (riverbank grape), 1295 nucleotides. Its product is annotated as probable protein phosphatase 2C 39. The coding region runs from base 168 to 1019 and encodes 283 amino acids. The record is from RefSeq and is a predicted model, not a curated record. Gene Ontology annotation, cellular component: cytosol; nucleus. The transcript is spliced from 5 exons. NCBI's taxonomy places the organism in Eukaryota, Viridiplantae, Streptophyta, Magnoliopsida, Vitales, Vitaceae. Gene Ontology annotation, biological process: protein dephosphorylation. Gene Ontology annotation, molecular function: protein serine/threonine phosphatase activity.